Leptinotarsa decemlineata (Colorado potato beetle) is the source of this 791-nucleotide messenger RNA. RefSeq names its product GILT-like protein 1. Gene Ontology annotation, molecular function: oxidoreductase activity, acting on a sulfur group of donors, disulfide as acceptor. Lineage: Eukaryota; Metazoa; Arthropoda; Insecta; Coleoptera; Chrysomelidae. The record is from RefSeq and is a predicted model, not a curated record.
AGUACCUGAGGCACAGUUCAACCCUGAGGUAAUUGUUGUACAAUUGCAUCAUCAGAUCUGUCAUUUGACUCUCUUUUUUAUACUUCAGAAUAAUUUGGGGCGUUUAAAUAUGUUGUGGUUUCUAUUUACUUUGUCAGCAUUGUUUGUUACUGGAAAUUAUGCAAACACUGUGAACGUAUCGGUAUACUAUGAGGGCCUCUGCCCAUUUUCCGUACAGUUUUUCAAAGAACAGUUCAAUCCAUCUUACGACGAACUUGAAUCCAUCAUGAACCUCGACUUGGUACCUUUUGGAAAGGCAAAUAUCACGGAGGAAGAUGGAAAAUUGAGUUUCACAUGUCAACAUGGGCCGGCUGAGUGUUACGGAAGUAAGGUACAUUCUUGUGCUCUAGAUUUGGCCCAAGGAGAUCAAGGAAUAAGAUUCGUAAUGUGUUCGAUGGCAUCUCCGGAUGCUACUGCUGACGAAUUUUCGAAAAAGUGUGCAGAAGAUAACAAUAUCAGUUGGGAUGACAUACAAAACUGUUUAAAAUCCGGAAAAGCCGAUGAGUUGCUUGCUGCAAAUGGCAAAAAAACGUAUUCUUUGAAACCAAAACUGGCUCACGUGCCGACAGUAGUAUUGGACAACAAUUUUCAAGAAAUACUCAGCACUAUCGCCAGAAAUUCCUUCGAGAGUUUCGUAAACUUCAUCUGGGAUGACACUAAAUGUUAUUGGUGCAAUAAAUAGCAAUUUUAUGUUUAAAUUUAUUUUCGGAGGUUUCCAGUUGAAUUGCAGUAAAUAAACUUUUUGAAGAUUA